Labrus bergylta (ballan wrasse) is the source of this 1875-nucleotide messenger RNA. Lineage: Eukaryota; Metazoa; Chordata; Actinopteri; Labriformes; Labridae. The record is from RefSeq and is a predicted model, not a curated record.
AUGGGCCUCAACGUUCCAGGGCUGGUGGUAAUGGUUUUCUUCUACCUGCUGGUACUGGGCACUGGAAUCUGGGCCGCCAUGAAGUCAAAACGGCUGCAUGACAGCAGCCAGGCCGACCAAACAGAAAUGACUCUGUUGGGGAACCGAGGGAUCAGCAUGGUGGUGGGAGUCUUCACCAUGACAGCAACAUUUGUAGGUGGGGGCUUCAUCGUUGGUAUGACAGAGGCAGUGUAUACUCCAACCAUGGGACUGACCUGGGCUGUAAUGCCAGCUACAGCAGCCCUGUCUUUCAUUGUUGGUGGGCUGUUCUUUGCUAAGACAAUGAGGGAAAGAAAAUAUGUGACAAUGAUGGAUCCGUUGCAGAUUAAGUACGGAAAUGUAUUAAGUGGAGUUCUGUCCGUGGUACUGCUGAUAGCUGAUAUACUCUGGGUUACAGGAACUCUUAUUGGCCUGGGUGCAACAAUGAGUGUAAUCCUAGAUUUGUCCUACACGCUGUGCAUUUGGAUCUCUGCUGCGGUAGCCAUCAUCUACACACUGCUGGGGGGCCUGUACUCUGUAGCCUACACAGACGUCAUACAGCUGACCCUCAUAUUCUUAAGCUUGUGGCUAUGUGUCCCCUUCAUCCUGAUGAACCCCUAUUCAGCUGAUAUAACCAGGACUGCUUUCAACUUUACCUACCAAGCCCCUUGGGUUGGUUCAGUGGGUAAAGAAAACAUGUGGAGGUGGAUUGAUAAUUUCUUAAUAUUGGCUCUUGGUAACCUGGGAUAUCAGGACUUUCACCAGAGGACCCUGUCAGCCUCCUCAUCAGCCACAGCCAGGAUCACUUGCUUCAUUGCAGCUCCACUCGUCUUCAUACUCGGCGUUCCAUCUGUGUUGAUCGGAGCAGUCGCAGCAUCAACAGACUGGAACAUGACCAUGUACGGCUCCCCAUCCCCAUACGAGCGUGGAGAGGCGGGUCUGAUUCUGCCCAUUGCUCUGCAGAACCUCAGUCCACCCUACAUCUCCAUCAUUGGUAUUGGAGCUAUAGCUGCUGCUGUGAUGUCAUCAACAGACUCUGCUUUAUUGUCAGCCAGUACUAUCUUCACAUCCAACAUCUAUAAAAACAUCUUGAGGACCAAGGCAUCAGACAGGGAGCUCCAGUGGGUGAUCCGCAUCACUGUUGUGUUGGUGGGCUUGGCUGGCACAUCUCUCACCUUCUUACAGAACAGCAUUAUGCUUUUGUGGAUCCUGGGCUCUGACAUAACCUACACUAUAAUGUUCCCUCAACUUGUCUGCGUCCUCUUUUUCAACAUAAGUAAUGGCUAUGGCUCCAUUAUGGGCUUGUUACUUGGACUGUUUUUGAGAGCUCUCAGCGGCGAGCCAUCCAUAGGGUUGCCUGCUGUUCUACAUUUCCCAGGUUGCGUCCUGGAGGACGGCAAAUAUGUCCAGUGUGCUCCUGUUCGGACUAUCUACAUGCUAUCUUCCAUCUUUGCCACUGUAUUGUUCUCCUACCUGGUCUCAGCACUCUUCAAUAGAGGACUUGUUCCUGAGAAGUGGGAUAUAUAUAAAGUGAAAACACACAAACCAAGGCAACAUCCAAUAUUACUGAGUAAUGGCAGCAAAAGAAUAGAAAAACCUGAUGAUCAGAAUGUCAAUGAGUUGAUGUUAAAAGAGAUAAAUUAGCACCACUGAAAGAAAAAAAAGGUUGAUGGGUUUCUGAUAUGUUUGUUGUUGAGCGUUGUCAUCAUUUCUCUAUUUUUUCAUACAAGUCUGAAUCAUAAAUGAUUCUAGGCCAUGACAUGGUGUAAGACUUCAUCAGAAGGGUGCUAGUUAAAUUUUACUAUUACAUCACAUUUUUGAUGCUCUUGCUCUGUAAGUAAAAAUAAAGAAAGAUAA